AUGCAUAUUGCAUACAGAAAAAAAUGUUCAUUUUAAAAGUUUAGUGCCUCGAGAUAAGCAAUGUUUUCUUUAUUUAUGCUAGCAGCAGCAACCGCGAAGCGCAAGCCACCACCAUGUUCCAUGUUUCCACCAUUGCGCUCAAUCCUCAACCUCACAAUUUCCUCUUUCCACUCCCCGUUUCUACUUCCCGCAACCUCCCACUUUCACAAACCCUCCAUUUCCCCAGAAACUGGAAUCUCCGCUCUCUCUCUCCAUCGCUGCACCUAACAUACGACGAUUCCGACGACCACGUCAUCGGCGACUGCGUCGUGUUCGAGGACGGCGUUUUCGACGAACCCGUUUUCCACAACCACCACCUCAAUUCCGACAAUCUCGCCGUCGAUAAGCCCAAGCCCAAGCCCGGGCGCAGUUGGAGGAAAAAAGUGGAGGAGACAUUGGGCGAGAAUUUGGUCCCGGACAAGUGGCGAGAGGUACAGGCGGAGAUAAACAUAACGAAGAGGGAGAUGCGGAAGAUAGCGCGGGAAGUGGAGUUCAACAGCAAGGUUGAAAAGAAGAGAAGAGGUUUGAUUCCUCUUAGGGAUAUGAACUUAGAUGACUACAAGGCUUACAAGGAGGCCAAAUUGGCUCAGAUGAAGCUUCUCGAUUACGCCUCUUGUUCUCCGGUGGGCCAAAAUGUCCCUGAGGCUGAACCUGAAUUCAAUCGCGGUGGUGAAGAGGUGGCUGAGGCUGAACCUGAAUUGAACGCCGGUGAACGUGUAGAGCCUAAGAACCCUAGAUGGGCUGUUUAUGGGAGGGGUUUGGAAGAUGUCACUGAGUUUUUCAAUAGUGACAACUAUGACCCUACUGCUAAAACUCUUGGAGGUCGGCGGAAGUUGUUUAAUAAGGAGGAGAAGGUUUUGUUGAAUAAGAGAAUACCAGACUUGGCAGCUGCUACUUCAGAUAAAUGGCUUCCUCUGCACACUCUUGCUGCAUGUGGAGAAUUUUACCUUUUAGAUUCUCUGUUGAAGCACAAUGUUGAUAUCAAUGCUGUGGAUAGGGAUGGUUUGACUGCCCUUCACAGAGCAAUAAUUGGAAAAAAGCAGGCCAUAACCAAUUAUCUCCUGAGAAACUCAGCUAAUCCCUUUGUACAGGAUAAUGAGGGAGCCACAUUGAUGCACUAUGCUGUACUAACAGCUUCUACCCAGACAGUUAAAAUACUCUUAUUGUAUAAUGUGGAUAUAAAUCUCCCGGACAAUUAUGGCUGGACACCAUUGCAUCUUGCUGUUCAAGCUCAGAGGACAGAUUUAGUGAGGCUUUUGCUGAUUAAAGGUGCUGAUAAGACAUUAAAAAACGAGGAUGGUUUAACUCCUCUUGACCUUUGCCUUUACAAUGGUCAAUGUGCCAGAACAUAUGAACUAAUCAAGUUGUUUAAGCAGCCUCAAAGACGUCUUAGACAUGUAUCAGUGUGACAGAUGGGGCUAAGAUACAACUUCUGAAAGAUUUGGACCAACAAAUGAAUAUUAGUCGUUGCCAAGUUUUGCAUGACAAUUAGCAUCCCUUAGUCACAUGGAAAUUUUGGUACAACUACAGUAUUGUACUGUAUUAAAAUGUAUAUUUUAAAUAGGAUAGGGAAGGAAAAUAGGAAUGUUUUCAUGAAAAGAAAGAAAAAUGGUCUGCUAUUUUUAAAUUGCGUCUUUCUUAAACUCCGGGCAUGGCUUUUUUUCUC
Molecule: messenger RNA, 1705 nt
Organism: Glycine soja
Lineage: Eukaryota; Viridiplantae; Streptophyta; Magnoliopsida; Fabales; Fabaceae
Product: ankyrin repeat domain-containing protein, chloroplastic-like
Exons: 7
Coding region: 114-1448 (444 amino acids)
Biological process (GO): protein targeting to chloroplast
Cellular component (GO): chloroplast outer membrane
Molecular function (GO): chloroplast targeting sequence receptor activity; protein binding
Source: RefSeq, a predicted model, not a curated record